This is a messenger RNA of Protomyces lactucae-debilis, 1733 nucleotides long. RefSeq names its product P-loop containing nucleoside triphosphate hydrolase protein. The record is from RefSeq and is a predicted model, not a curated record. The transcript has 3 exons. Gene Ontology annotation, molecular function: ATP hydrolysis activity; proton-transporting ATP synthase activity, rotational mechanism; ATP binding. Gene Ontology annotation, biological process: proton transmembrane transport; proton motive force-driven mitochondrial ATP synthesis. Lineage: Eukaryota; Fungi; Ascomycota; Taphrinomycetes; Taphrinales; Protomycetaceae. Bases 39 to 1613 code for a protein of 524 amino acids.
GCAGCAGCAUCGAUCCAUCCCCAAGAUCCCAUCCAACCAUGAUCCGAAAGACCCUCUCUGUUGCAGCUCGCAGGGCCGCAGCAGUCCAGAAGGCUCACAAUGGCCUCCUGGCUGCUUCAAAGAGGACAAUCUCCCCAGCAGUAGCAGCACCCGCUGUCCACCAGCGUUCAAUGGCUACCGAGGCCAAGUCCACCGGAUCCACAGGAAAGGUUAGGACCGUCAUUGGUGCCGUCGUCGAUGUCAAGUUUGACUCCGACUCGCUUCCUCCUAUUCUCAACGCUCUAGAAGUGCAGGACUUCCAGGGAGGUCGUCUCGUGCUUGAGGUUGCCCAGCAUCUCGGUGAAAACACUGUCCGAACCAUUGCCAUGGACGGUACCGAGGGUCUUGUCCGCGGUGCCGCCGUGGUCGACACUGGUCUUCCCAUCACCGUGCCCGUUGGCCCAGCUACCCUUGGUCGUAUUCUCAAUGUCAUUGGUGAGCCUGUCGAUGAGCGUGGUCCCGUCAAGACCGACAAGCGUAUGCCUAUCCACGCAGACCCACCUGAGUUUGUUGAGCAAUCCACCACACCUCAGGUGCUCGAGACUGGUAUCAAGGUCGUCGACUUGCUCGCGCCCUAUGCUCGUGGAGGAAAGAUUGGACUCUUUGGCGGUGCCGGUGUCGGCAAGACCGUUUUCAUUCAGGAGCUCAUCAACAACAUUGCCAAGGCCCACGGAGGUUACUCCAUCUUUUGCGGUGUCGGUGAGCGUACCCGUGAAGGUAACGAUCUCUACCACGAAAUGCAGGCCACCGGUGUCAUCAAGCUCGACGGCGACUCCAAGUGUGCCCUCGUGUUUGGCCAGAUGAACGAGCCCCCUGGUGCUCGUGCCCGUGUCGCCUUGACCGGUCUUACCAUCGCAGAGUACUUCCGUGAUGAGGAAGGUCAGGAUGUGCUGCUGUUCAUUGACAACAUUUUCCGUUUCACUCAGGCUGGUUCCGAAGUGUCUGCUUUGCUCGGUCGUAUUCCUUCCGCUGUCGGAUACCAGGCUACCCUCUCCACCGACUUGGGUGCCCUCCAGGAGCGUAUUACCACCACCAAGAAGGGUUCUAUCACUUCCGUGCAGGCCGUCUACGUGCCCGCAGACGAUCUGACUGACCCUGCUCCUGCCACCACCUUUGCGCAUCUUGACGCUACCACUGUGUUGGCUCGUGGUAUUGCUGAGAUUGGUAUCUACCCAGCUGUUGACCCUCUCGACUCCAAGUCGCGUAUCCUCGACGUCCGUGUCAUUGGCGAGGAACACUACAAGGUUGCCCUCAACGUGCAGCAGACCCUCCAGUCGUACAAGUCUCUUCAGGACAUUAUCGCCAUUCUCGGUAUGGACGAGCUUUCCGAGGCAGACAAGCUUACUGUCGAGCGUGCACGUAAGAUUCAGCGUUUCCUUUCGCAGCCCUUCGCUGUUGCUGAGGUCUUCACCUCCAUCCCUGGUAAGCUUGUGUCGCUCAAGGACACCAUUGCCUCAUUCAAGUCGAUCCUCGACGGUGAGUGCGAUGACUUGCCCGAGGCUGCCUUCUACAUGGUUGGCAAUAUUGCCGAUGUGCGCACCAAGGCUGAGCAGCUUUCCAAGGAACAAAAGUAGAGCGUAGGAUAUCUUGAAUAGAAUACAAAGCUGACGAUUCUACCUAUUUGUCUGCUACAUUUUCAUAGACGUCAAAGCGACGCUGCGUCGUGACUGGAAUCGACUUUCGUGUGUCUUCCA